Ictalurus furcatus (blue catfish) is the source of this 3427-nucleotide messenger RNA. RefSeq names its product protocadherin gamma-A11-like. Gene Ontology annotation, molecular function: calcium ion binding. Lineage: Eukaryota; Metazoa; Chordata; Actinopteri; Siluriformes; Ictaluridae. The record is from RefSeq and is a predicted model, not a curated record. The coding region runs from base 150 to 2573 and encodes 807 amino acids. Gene Ontology annotation, biological process: homophilic cell-cell adhesion. The transcript has a single exon. Gene Ontology annotation, cellular component: plasma membrane.
GGUAUAGUGAGCAGCCUAAUACAGAAGAAAGCAAUAAUAGUGGUCAGACAAUCAACUCGACUCUUAUGAAUUUGUUUUUCAAUAAUUACGCAAACUGCAAUUUUCACACGUCAGUAUUUGUCACUUAUACUUACAAACGGAGUUGAUUGAUGGACAUUAUUACUAUGUUUUGGAGAAUACAACUGGCGCUUCGAAGGCUGCUCAUUCUGCUUUUGUGUGUUGGUUUUCAGCCUAUAAUUGAUGCUCAAGUUCGAUAUUCAAUACCGGAGGAAAUGCAGCCUGGAUCUCUCAUUGGUGAUUUAUCAAAAGAUCUCGGAUUAAGUAUUGGAAGAAUAAAGUCUGGUCGAACACGUAUUGUGACCGAGGAAAUCAACGACUUGGUGCAUUUCCAGCCAGACAAAGGCAUUCUCUCGGUGAAAAAACGCAUAGAUCGGGAGGAGCUCUGUGGACAAACGUCUCCGUGUAGCUUCAGUUUCGAGGUGGUUUUGGAAAACCCAAUGGAAUUAUUUAGUGUUACGGUAGAAAUACUAGAUAUUAAUGAUAAUUCCCCUGCGUUCUCGACGAAAGAAAUUAUCUUAGAUAUAAGUGAAUCUUCUGCAGUAGGAGCGCAGUUUAUUUUAGGCGGUGCGAUUGAUCCUGAUGUAGGUAUAAAUACACUUCAACGCUACAGUCUAAAGCCUACUUCGCAUUUUAGCUUGAAGGAACAGACACAUUCUGACGGCAGUAAGUACGCAGAGAUGGUGCUGAAUAGACCACUGGAUAGAGAACAGCAGGCGGAGGUGAAACUCACUCUGACCGCGGCUGAUGGUGGCAGCCCUCCGCGUACCGGCACAGUGAGUAUACGCGUCAUUGUGCAAGAUGCAAAUGAUAAUGCGCCCAUCUUCACACAAGCCGUUUAUAAAGCUUCUGUGGUGGAAAACUCAGCGAGAGGCACUCUUGUUGCUAUUGUCCUUGCCACUGAUGAAGACGAAGGAAUGUUUGGCCAUGUAACGUAUUACCUCGAUCAGAUAUCACACGCUGGCCAAGUGUUUUCACUGAAUCCUAAUAACGGAGAGAUUCGAAUUGAAGGCGAGGUUGAUUUUGAAAAGAUCAAGCAAUAUCAGUUGAAUGUAAUCGCCAAAGACACGGGUUCCCUGUCUAAUUCCUGUAAAGUCAUUAUUGAAGUAAUUGAUAUAAACGAUAAUAUACCAGUUAUAGCCUUGACCUCUUUUUCAAACAGUAUUCCCGAGGACUCUCCACCAGAAACCACUGUAGCCAUCAUAAAUGUAAAAGACGCAGAUUCGGGGAAGAAUGGGCUCAUAAACUGCACCAUUAGUAGAUCCGUACCGUUCAAAAUUAAGUCAUCUUUAGUAAACUAUUACACUCUGAUUACAGAUGGUAUUUUAGACCGGGAAGCAGUUUCUGAGUAUAAUGUAACCAUAACAGCAGCUGAUCAGGGCACUCCAUCUUUAUACAGUAAUAAAAUAUUACUAGUUCGAGUCACUGACGUCAAUGAUAACAAACCUGUUUUUGAUCAAAAUGUUUAUUCUGCAUUUAUCCCCGAAAACAAUUCACCUGGCUUUUCUAUUAUUUCGAUUCAUGCAAGUGAUGCAGAUUCUAAUCAAAAUGCUAGAAUAUCCUACUACCUCGAAGACAUGCAGCUAAACGGCGAACCAUUAUCUUCUAUUUUGUCUAUUAAUGCUGAGACAGGCGUUGUAUACACGUUGCGCUCGUUUGACUACGAAAAAAUCAAAAUGUUACAGUUUUACGUGAAUGCCCAGGACGGAGGCACGCCAGCUCUGAGUAGCAGCGCACAAAUCAAAGUUCAAAUUCAGGACCAGAAUGACAACGCGCCUCAGAUUCUGUAUCCAGUACAAACUGGUGGCUCUGUGGUGGCUGAAAUGGUGCCUCGUUCAGCAGAUGUGGGCUAUCUUGUCACGAAAGUGGUGGCUGUGGAUGUGGACUCUGGACAGAAUGCCUGGCUCUCAUAUAAAUUACAGAAAACGACAGACAGGGCGCUGUUUGAAGUGGGCUUACAGAAUGGAGAAAUAAGAACUGUGCGUCAAGUCACCGAUAAAGAUGCUGUGAAACAGAAGCUCACUGUUGUAGUGGAGGACAACGGACAGCCCUCUCGUUCAGCUACAGUCAAUGUUAACGUGGCGGUGGCGGACACUUUCCCUGAAGUGCUCGCCGAGUUCGCUGACUUUACACACGACAAGGAAUACAACGACAACCUGACAUUUUAUCUAGUCCUGGCAUUGGCUGCAGUCUCAAUUCUAUUCAUAACAUGUUUAGUAGUCAUUAUAUCAGUGAAAAUCUACCGAUGGCGACAAUCUCGCAUGUAUUUACAGUCCCAUCUUCCAGUGAUUCCGUAUUAUCCACCGCGUUAUGCUGACUCCGUAGGCACUGGAACUCAUCAGCAUUUGUAUAAUUAUGAAAUCUACAGAACCACUGAUUCCAGGAAAGAGAAUGUUACAUUUUCCGAACCAAACAGUCAGAGUCUAAUGAGCGUUUACUCUGCUGGAGCAGAUACUCUCCCAAAGGAGAGAUUCGACAGUGACGACUCUGAAGUAAGCAACACCUUGGUGAGUUAAAAUUCCAGUAUAUUUAAAGUAUGUCCAUUUUAAUAUUUAUCUGUUUUCGCAGUGCUCAUUAGUUUCUCAGCGUGCACUUUCUUAACGGGUCGGUUGGUUAUCCGGAGCUCUCCAUGGUGCUAAUACGGUGGUAUUUAUUUUGGUCACACCAAAGGAAGUUAAUCUCAGUCGUAAUCAGGCUUGGGGAGUAGGAAUACAUGUAACGGCGUUACGUAAUCAGUAUACAAAAAAAUGGUAACUGUAAUCCGUUACAGUUACGUCAAAAAACAAAAUAAUCAGAUUACAAGUACAUUUUGUAAAAAUAAAUUAAAAUUAAUUAAUUAAUAUUAAUAAUAAUAAUAAUAAUAAUAAUAAUAAUAAUAAUAAUAAAGGGAAUACUAUCUGGAUUACAUUUUUUUUUUUUUUUCAUUUAAAACCAGAUAAAUAUUUUGACAACACUAUAUAGACAGCUGCUUGAUUAUAGUUCUAGUUCUCUCUUGCCAGUCGUGGCUCACAUGAGCAAUCUCCUGGUGCAUGCGCAGAUGUUUUGCGCAAAGUUAAUUUGGUAGGAGUUAACAGAAAUUGUUCUCUGAAAUGCUUUUGUUAGGGUGACCAUACGUCGUCUUUUUCCCGGACAUCCGGCCGGGAUUUCUAAAUUUGAGAAAAUGACUGGGAUUCGGCUUUAGUUUCAUUAUGAUAUGCUUAUGGUCUAAUACUGCUUCAUGUUUGCGCAUGUUUGCAGUCCUUUAACCCCUCUCUGUAAUUCCCGCCUUCUCGCACACCAACUGGUCGAUUGUAAAAGGCUUGCAGAAACUAUUGGCCAAGUUCCUGCUUCUCAACCAUUAGCCUACUCUCAGCAAACGCGCGAAGGUGAA